AUGUCGAUUGCUUCAAAAGGCCCAGCCAACUUCACACUCCGAUAUAUUCAUGACUCUACAUCGAAUCCGCUGCCGAAAGCGCCGCCGGCACGAUGGACCGGAAAUGGCGGUAUAACUAGUCUGAUUGGGGCCGAGAAUGGAAUCGACAACACAUGGGAGCAGGUUGUUCUGAAGCAGCUGCCCAAGGCACUGCAGAACUUCGGUCGACCGUCCGGGAAUCCGUGGUCCCAGAUCACGAAUAUUGUGCAGUCUUUCCUCAAACAGGGAUGA
Molecule: messenger RNA, 270 nt
Organism: Gongylonema pulchrum
Lineage: Eukaryota; Metazoa; Nematoda; Chromadorea; Rhabditida; Gongylonematidae
Source: the annotation of a GenBank genome assembly